GUUAAGGUCAAUAUUUUUAAAUUUUCGAAUUUAAUUUUUUUAUAAUCGUCAUCUUUUUAACUCAUACAAUAAACACAAUCUUAAAUUAGUAUCUAUUCUAACACGUCGUUUUAACAAAAUUAAUCAUGUUACAAUCUUCAUAAUAACGGAUUAAAGAGGUUUCAGUUGAAUAUUUUUAAAUAAAAGAAACAAACAUGUUAAAGGGUAAAUUACGUCCUAUUUUAAAAUAUUCUUUGAUUACUAGCAUCAUUGGUGGUACGGCCUUAAGUUUAAAAACGAAUCAGUACCAAUUAGACUCAAUAGGUAUUGUUAGAUUAAGUAGGGCAGCCUAUACUGUUCUUCAAAUAGGAGUCAUCUACAAAAGGGACCUAUACGGUAGAAAACUUGAUCCCACGUCUGAAGAAUACAAAGAAACCAAGUCCAGUUGUCACAAACGAAGCGCAGAGAAGUUAUUAGACUUAUGUUGUACAAAUAAAGGUGUAUAUAUCAAAGUAGGCCAGCACCUUGCAGCUUUGGAGUACUUGUUGCCAAAUGAAUAUGUCCAAACUAUGAGAGUUCUCCAUUCUCAUGCUCCAACAAAUUCAUUAGAAGAUGUAUAUAAAGUAAUCAAAGAAGAUUUAAAAUGUGAGCCUUCUGAGUUAUUUGAAUCAAUGGAUCCUGAACCUCUAGGUACAGCUUCUUUAGCUCAAGUCCAUAAAGCCAAACUUAAAGAUGGAUCUGUGGUGGCCAUCAAAGUACAGCACCCGUAUGUACAAGGCAACUCAAAGGUUGACAUGAAAACAAUGGAAUACUUGGUGAAAUUGAUGAGCAAGGUCUUCCCGGAAUUCAAGAUUAAAUGGUUAGUGGAUGAAUCAAAGAAAAAUAUUCCUAAAGAGUUGGAUUUCGCACAGGAAGGAAAAAAUGCUGAAAAGGUUGCAAAGUUGUUUGAAGAUCUUGAUUGGUUGAAAAUACCAGCAAUUAGAUGGGAUUUAACGACCAAAAGAGUCCUAACAAUGGACUUCAUUGAAGGAGGCCAAGUAAAUGACUUGAAAUAUAUAAAAGACAACGGUAUUAACCCAUCCGAGGUAUCAGAUAAACUAGGAAGGUUGUAUUCAAAAAUGAUUUUCAUACAUGGCUUUGUCCACAGCGACCCACAUCCAGGAAAUAUUCUCGUUAAAAAAUCAGGCAAGGGUCACUGUGAUAUUGUUUUAUUAGAUCAUGGUCUUUAUGCUGAUUUAAAAGAUGAUUUAAAGGUUGCAUAUGCCAACUUGUGGCUUAGUAUUUUGAAUAGAGAUAGAAAAGGAAUGAGAAAUCAUGCGAGUAGUUUAGGAAUUGAAGGUAAUGCUUAUGGUUUAUUUGCUUGCAUGAUUACUGGAAGAAGUUGGGACAGUAUUGUUAGAGGAAUAGACAAAGAACAAAUGUCAAAAAAAGAAGCAAAUUUUCUUAAACAAAAUUUCACUGGAAUUCUACCGCAGAUAUCGGAAGUCCUUCAGAACGUUAACCCUCAGUUGCUACUUAUCUUAAAGACGAACGAUCUUCUGCGUGGCAUCGAACACGCGUUAAAAACCGGCGAAAGGAUGGGAUCAUUCCGAGUGAUGUCAGAAUGCUGUGUCAAAUCGGUGUACAACAUGAGGUAUACCAAAACGGAGAAGACGCUGGACAGAUUGAAGAUUUCUUUGGCUGAAUUGUGGGCGUUAUUAAAGAUUAGUGUUUAUUAUACGUUUUUAAAUUUAAAAAAUAGGUCUCUAGGUUUAUUCUCGUAAGAGAGAAAUUUUUGUUUUAGGGUUGUUUUGUUUAGGUGCUUCCAUUUUUGGUUUUAAGAAUUAUGUAAGUUUCUAAUCUUUGCUAGAUACUACACUAUGUAUAUAUUCGAAGGAGGGAAAUAAUUGGGUAAACACUUGAUAGACAACAGAGUGUACUCUUUUUACUAAAUCCAAUCUAUUUCGCCUAUUUUCAUUGGCAUUAUCAGGGAAAGCUACAAUGAUGGUCAUUCGAUGUCUUUUACAUAUGAUUAAUUAGUUCGUUACUUAUUAAGUGAGGAUGUUUGUCAAGAUGUUCGAGUUGAAGCAAUUAUACAUAACCAUAAAUAAAAAUUAAAACUAAGCCGCAGAAAUUGCACAUAUUUUAUGUUCACAAUUUAAACUAAAAUAUAUGUUAAACUAAUUAAUUUUUUUUUAUAUGAUAGAUUCAUGAAUUGAAGUAAUGUACUCUAUGUACCGGGUGGUCCAAUGAGCCGAUCUCUCGGCUAUAUAGCAGAAACAAUUCAUGUUAUCACUUUAAGAAAAAAAAC
This is a messenger RNA of Diabrotica balteata, 2269 nucleotides long. The record is from the annotation of a GenBank genome assembly. NCBI's taxonomy places the organism in Eukaryota, Metazoa, Arthropoda, Insecta, Coleoptera, Chrysomelidae.